Molecule: messenger RNA, 1580 nt
Organism: Photinus pyralis (common eastern firefly)
Lineage: Eukaryota; Metazoa; Arthropoda; Insecta; Coleoptera; Lampyridae
Gene: PIG-Q
Product: phosphatidylinositol N-acetylglucosaminyltransferase subunit Q
Exons: 5
Coding region: 69-1526 (485 amino acids)
Biological process (GO): GPI anchor biosynthetic process
Cellular component (GO): membrane; endoplasmic reticulum
Source: RefSeq, a predicted model, not a curated record
CCACAAGAUUGCCCUAACCAAACAUUUUUACAAUAUUGUUGUUUUUACUAAAAGAAAUGUUUUAAAGAAUGAAAAAUGUAUUUAUUUUUAUUCCCGAUAUACUAGGCUACGAUCAAACACGAACUUUGAGAGGUUUCGUUAAGCACUUCGAGAACACCACCAGUUUUUACAUUCUUACCGAAACCUGUUACCCAAUAAUAGGAUUUUGCAAUGACAACACCUCGCAUAAUAAUCAUUCGCUUUCACAAAUACAUGUUGACUGUAACACCGGGCAAAUCUCAGUGAACGGCAUCGACAAGGAUGCCAAAAUUACGUGUGUUAUGUACGAUUACGUCGCUUUCAAGAGAUGCAACUUGAGCAUGUUCAACCGCAACAAUCACGGUGAAAAUUUUUCGACCCUAAUUCACGCUGUACAAAACGAAAAGUUAACGUCUUCAAUUAACGGGCAUAGCUUCUCUUUCAUAAUGUUAUUCGUGGCUAUCAAUAUUCUCUUAAGAUCCUUGAGUAAUUUUCACAAGCUGCUGAAACAUUUACGUUUCAUGUUACGAUAUUCGGCCACCGCGUUACAUCUGCAGCAAACCGUGUACACGUUGAAAUGGGCAUUAAAACUGUUGAAACGUCGACAGUCAGUUUCGCUGUACGCUGGUAAUGUUAUAAUGUCGAAGAUUACCGAUUUUUUGUGUGGUCUGGUGGUGUUAUACUUCAUUGUGCUGUACAAAGCUGUAAUAAUACACCUUGCGAGCGAGAUCACAGAGUCGAUCAUUCAAGCUUUGGAAGACUUACUAAAUUUUCUGAUGGGUUCACCGGCCGGAUUAAAGUUAAACUCCACGUUUAACUUAACUUUGGGCACUUUCUUCAGUUACCACGUUACUUUGUGGCGUGCCUUUCUUCAUACGACUACUCCGUUACUGCACCUCGCUUUAUACCUUCUCGUAUUUCCAGGUGCUUGCGGUUUGUCGUUUCAGGUCGCCUUAUUGUCCGAUUUAGUUGCAUUUAGCAGCUUUCACAUCUAUUGCAUAUACGUCUAUGCGGCAAGAUUGUACGGUGUUCAAAUUAAAGGUCUCAUUUCGUUGUGGCGCUUAUUUAUCGGCCGUAAGUACAACCCACUUCGAAAACGUGUAGAUUCGCACCAAUACACCCAUAAUCAGUUGUUCGUUGGAACGCUAGUAUUCACGGUAUUGUUGUUUCUGUUUCCGACAACCUUUUUGUACUAUGCCGUAUUUGCAGUGCUUAGAAUAGUACUACUUUUGCUAAAUGGCCUUCUGUUGAGAUUACGCCAUUGUCUGCAAUGUUUUCCGAUGUACAUGAUGAUUUUGUGGCUGAAAAAUUCCCCAUCCGUACGAGGCGCUGUAAAGCUGUCACUAAUGCAUAAUUCCCCGGUGGAAGGCUGCGAGAUUUACGUGUCGUUAUUAACGUUACCAUUUUGGGACAACAUGCGGAAUACGCUACCAGAAACUUUAACGUCGGUUAAACCUGUCUCUUUGAAAGUUGUAUUUAGAGCUAUUGUGAUGGGGUCCCUAAUUUGAAUACUUGAAGUAGUAUUGUUAAUGUGGUGGUAUUAAAUAAAUAUGUAAUUGUGA